Arabidopsis arenosa is the source of this 665-nucleotide messenger RNA. The record is from the annotation of a GenBank genome assembly. Lineage: Eukaryota; Viridiplantae; Streptophyta; Magnoliopsida; Brassicales; Brassicaceae.
ACACAUGACCGUCUCAUUGAUCUUGGUGUGUCUCAUUGUGGUGUCUCCAAUGGCUGAGGCUCAGCUUGGUCUUGGUGGUAGUGGUGGUCUUGGUGGUCUUGUUGGGGGUCUUGGUGGUCUUGUUGGGGGUCUCGGUGGUCUUGUUGGGGGUCUUGUUGGUGGAAUUCUCAAUCUCGUCAAUAUCAAUGGGGUUCUCUUUUGCUCUCUCAAUGGUGCUCCCAAUGGCACUUCCACUCCUGCUUUCGCUAAUGCAGGAGUUCAGCUCCAGUGCGGAAGGCAAAACACAGUCGUCUCAACAGCAACCACGAACGCUGCCGGAUUAUUCACGCUUCCAACAGACACAAUUCAGAUGUUACUUUCCACACUCCUCUCUGAUUGUCGGGUCGUCGUCACGACCCCUCUCUCCACCUGCAACGCCAACCUCCCUUCCGUUGGCAACCUCGUCUCACGGUUAUCCAUGAUCGGGAACAGCCUCACUGGCCUCCUCAACAUCAUCAGUAUCAUCCCUGCCGGCUUUGGUCUCCUUACCUGAUUCCAAACUAUAUAUUAUACUCUAUGUUCGGUUACAGUGUCAGUGUGUUUCCCUUUUGUUAUAUGUUUUGUAUCAUGGCCAUUUACUGAUUUACGUUUGUUUGCGUAUGCAUGAAUAAGGUCUAUAUUGGGUU